Molecule: messenger RNA, 2055 nt
Organism: Aureobasidium pullulans EXF-150
Lineage: Eukaryota; Fungi; Ascomycota; Dothideomycetes; Dothideales; Saccotheciaceae
Exons: 4
Coding region: 153-1958 (601 amino acids)
Biological process (GO): regulation of alternative mRNA splicing, via spliceosome; mRNA splicing, via spliceosome
Cellular component (GO): nucleoplasm
Molecular function (GO): mRNA binding; N6-methyladenosine-containing RNA reader activity
Source: RefSeq, a predicted model, not a curated record
GAGAAGUAACGUGGUCAGAUUCUCCUUCCGUCGGCUUUUUUUCCCUCACAACGGAACCAAGUAGUCUGCCACUGGCAGAGCUUUCGAAAUCGUUUCAAACACUGUCUCAUCACACCGUGACUGUGAUAAGCUAGGGUUGAAACCUUGUUAGAAUGGGCGAGGCACCACAAGCUCAAGGCGAUCGACAAGCUUCUGCCUACUCGGAUCAUCAAGACUCGACGAAACUGAUUAACAUGGACCAUUCGCCAGGAAAAAAUCUUAGGGACGAACAGUCUGCACCUUUCUAUUCGCAAUUUGAUGCAUUUCCGCAUGCUCCACACGCUCAGCAUGGUACAUAUCCUAGCUACCAGUCCCAGCAGUCAAUGGAUCGGCUAGGCAUGAGCUCCAUGGGUCUUGCGCUGCCCGAAACUUUCACCUCGUCCACUCCUGCACGAGUUUUCUCCCAGCCAGCACCACCCUACGCAAACGGAAGCUUGCCUCCAGGCAUGGAGUACCGGCCACAAACACUCCCAUACGGAUCGCAAGUCUAUCCACCAAACGUAGCAAUGCAUGCUUCUAUGCCACGCACCCAUAUGCAUGCCUCAUUGUUCGCUUCUCAUUACUACUACAACUCAUACGGUGCUCCACAGCCUCCGGGACAGCCUUUGACAGGAUACGCGACAAUGCCUCCUCACGGCAAGGCUGACACCACUGGCCAACAUAUGCUUUCUCAACCAUAUUCAGGUCUCGCUAGACGUGACAUUACCGCCCAAGCUGCCCCUUCUUAUCCGAGGGGUCCUCCGAGGAAGCCCAGACAAUCCGGCUAUGCGCUUUGGGUGGGUAACUUGCCCCCUGACGCCACCAUCAUCGCCCUCAAAGAGCACUUCUCGCGCGAAGCAACAAACGACAUCGAGAGUCUGUUCCUCAUCGCCAAAAGUAAUUGCGCAUUUGUCAACUACCGUACCGAAGCGGCAUGCAUGGCUGCCAUGGAGCGGUUCCAUGAUUCCCGCUUCCAAAGCGUGCGCUUGGUGUGUAGGCCCCGUCGCGGAACGCCCAAUGGUGGAUCUUCUUCGUCGACGCCAGAUUCAAUCACCCCGAACUCGAGCAAUGAGAACGACAAACAGUCCCGAAAAGUGGUUCCCAGAUUGCCUUCUGGACCUGUCAUUGUGGACAGCUCGGCCGGUCACUCACCAAAGAAAGCGGCCCAACAAAAGCUCAGCCAGAGUCUGGAAGGAACUGAUGGAGUGGAUGGGGCUAAUGGGGUUGAUGGAGCUGCUGGAUUCAACUCAGCGCGCGUGCCCGAGAAGUACUUCGUUGUCAAGAGUCUCACGUUGCAGGACCUCGAGGCCAGUGUGCGUAAUGGCGUUUGGGCUACUCAGAGCCACAAUGAGGUGGCUCUGAAUUGCGCUUACGAGAGUGCCGACAGUGUCUUCCUAGUCUUCUCUGCCAACAAAUCCGGCGAAUACUUCGGGUACGCUCGCAUGCUCAGCCCCAUCACCUUCGACUCAGCUGCUCCCUCUGUCAGCUUACGGCCCAGGCCUCAAGACCUGGACAAUGGACCCAAAUCUAUACCGACUCCAGCAACACAAUGGGCACCGAAAGGACGUGUCGUGGAUGACUCUGCGCGCGGGACCAUCUUCUGGGAAGUCGACAACUCAGAAUCCGAGGAAGGAGCAGAUGGCGUCGCGUCACAGCAGCCCCAAGAAGAGAAGGCAGGAUCGAAACAAGUUCAAGAGUGGGGAAAGUCCUUCAAGGUCGAAUGGAUCUCUACGAACCGCCUUCCCUUUUACCGCACGCGCGGAUUGCGAAACCCUUGGAACGAAAACAGGGAGAUCAAGAUUGCACGCGAUGGAACUGAGAUCGAACCCAGCAUUGGACAGCGUCUUGUGCAAAUGUUCCACCGACCGGCACCCCUACCACAAGGAAUUGUCGGUAUGCCGCCAGUCAAUCCAGCCAUGGCUCAGCACUUUCCUGCAUGAUAGCCUUGUCGAGGGCGCGACUCGUGAAUACACUCAACUUGGUCAGACCACACAAUGGAAUUAACCUUGAUCAAGAUAGACUCGGAUAUCAGUGCGU